CUUGUAAAAUUUAUUUUCAAUUGUUACAGCCAGAGGGCGCACCGUAUAAGCGAGAAUGUUUAUGUAUAUGUUUGUAAACGGCGAGUGAGGCCGAAUUGACAUUUUGUGUAAUAGAAAAUAUAUCGCAGAAGACGGUAUAAAAUAUGACAAAGAAAGAAAGGAAAAAAAUAUGUGUUGGUGAAGAAUUGCAGAUUGCAGUUACUUUAAUUCUUCAGAAAUUUCGUCUGAAAGAAGAACAGAAAGAGUUUGAAUUUCCUUCUUCUCUCACAUCAGCAGAAAGAGCCUACAUUCAUCGGUACUGUCAGCAUCUUGGACUUAAGUCAAAAAGUCGAGGGAAAGGUGCAAAUCGUUACUUAACAGUUUAUAAGAAAGAAGGUUCAACUAUAGUUCAAGCUGAUGCUGUGUUUGAACUUGGAAGAAUUUCAAGACAACAUUGUUUAAAUUUGUUGCAGCGAUAUCCUGUCAGUGCACGUGAACGACAAGAGUUAUUGCCGCCAACUGAACGAGAUAGAUUAAUGAGUCAAGAUGCUCGUGAUGUGAAUAGAACUACUGGAAGGUUAAAUAAUGGUAUACCUCAAAUUCCUCCUAGAAGAGGAGAUUCAGAUCUUUUCACCUUUAAACAAAAUUUGCCAAUUGCUUCAUAUAGAGAUGAGAUAGUGCAAACAAUUUUCUGCCAUCAAGUAGUAUUAAUUACUGGUGAUACUGGUUGUGGCAAAACUACUCAGAUACCACAGUUUAUACUGGAUCAUUGUCAUACAAUUGGACAGCCAUGUCGUAUUAUAUGCACUCAACCAAGACGGCUUGCUACAUUAUCUGUGGCUGAAAGAGUUGCAGCAGAAAGAGAUGAGAAAGUUGGUCAAACUGUUGGAUAUCAGAUUCGACUAGAAAGCAGUGCUAUAGCAACACAAUUUCAGUUGGAUCCAGAUAAAGCUUCCUAUAUAAUAAAUUAUGGGCUAGCCCAUUAUUUCAGAGAAAAAUUGAUUGAUGCUGUUACAAGUUGUGAUAAUAUUACUAUCUCCUUUGACGAAUUACUAAACAAAGUUGCUGAAGGAACUCAAAUGGAUCUUGUGAUAAAAUACUGGGACAAGAGUAAAGAUAAGGAUGAAGUACAUGAAAGAGAUAGAUUCAGUGACUUUCUUUUAUUAAUAAUCAGAGAUGUUUUGCUUAAGUUUCGAAAUCUGAAAUUAAUUCUUAUGUCUGCAACUUUAGACAUUCAGCUUUUUGUCAAGUAUUUUGGUUCCUGUCCAGUAAUAGAAGUGCCUGGAAAAAUUCAUGAUGUGCAAGCAUAUUUUUUAGAAGACAUUUUAAAAAGCACUGGUUAUAUGAGUAAAGGAAUGCAAAGAUAUAAAAAAGAUCUAGUUAAAGUGAAACAACAGCAGCAGCAAUUAGCUACAUGGUGUUCACAGUUUCUAGAACCCAGUGACAACAACAGUGCUACUGCCUCUGAUCUCUCUUCUCCCGAUAGUAGAGACGUGGAUGAUAUUUGUGAUGAAUGCAAUGAAAUAUUAUUACCAGUUGAAAAUGAGGUUAAAGAACAGAUAAUUUCUGAUAAAAUGGAAAUUGAACCACAUCUGGUAAAAGAAAUGGAUGAUGCUUUACAAGAUGCUUGGCUAAAUGGUACUGAGAAAUCAUUUUCUCAUUUGUUACAUCUCAUAUUAGUAGAAAAUGUUUCAGUUGACUAUCAGCAUCAAGAAACAAGUGUAACAGCAUUAAUGGUUUCAGCUGGAAGAGGAAAAUUAAAUACAGUAGAACAAUUACUUGCUUUAGGUGCAAGUGUCCAUAUUAGGGCACCAAAUGAAUGGACAGCAUUAGAUUGGGCUCAUCAUUUUGAACAAACUGAAGUUGAAGAUCUUUUAAAGGCCAGUUGUUCACAAGUGGGACAGCUUGAAAUGAUUGGAAUGAAUUCAUCUUCAAAUAUCCCAUUAUUGGAAGAAGCUAUAAGUGAAGAAGAUAAAGAACUUCUAGAUAUAUACUACCACAGUUUUGAUGAUGACAAAGUUGAUCUUGAUCUCAUUCUGUGCUUAUUACAAAAAAUUAUUUCCAGUCGUGAUGAAGGUGCUGUAUUAGUAUUUCUGCCUGGAUACGAUGAAAUUGUUUCUCUUAGAGAUAAAAUAUUAUCUGAUGAGAAAAAUCUUCCAGAUAGUAGCAGAUAUAUUGUUUACACCUUGCAUUCCCAUAUACAAAGCUCAGAUCAGAAACGUGUGUUUAAAUCUACACCUGUAGGAGUGAGAAAAAUAAUAUUAGCAACAAAUAUUGCAGAAACAAGUAUAACCAUUAAUGAUGUGGUUUUUGUUAUUGAUUCUGGAAAAGUGAAAGAAAAAUCUUAUGAUGCACUUUCAAGUGUAACAACAUUAAAAUCAGUCUGGAUAUCACAAGCUAGUGUAAUUCAGAGAAGAGGAAGAGCAGGAAGAUGCCGUAAUGGAAUCUGUUAUCAUCUUUAUAGUAGGAAGCGCUUUCAUAAUUUUCAACCAUAUCAGCAACCUGAAAUUCUUAGAGUUCCUAUUCAUGAACUGUGUUUACAAGCAAAACUUUUAGCUCCACCCAAUAGUCCCAUUGCAGAUUUUCUAGCAAGAGCACCAGAUCCACCUGCAUUUAUGGUUACAAGAAAUGCAGUGAAUUUGUUAAAGACGAUAGAUGCAUUGGAUCCUUGGGAAGAACUUACGGAAUUAGGAUUACAUUUGUUGGACCUUCCAAUUGAACCAAGAUUGGGCAAAAUGGUUUUGUAUUCUGUUGUUUUAAAGUGUUUAGAUCCAGUUUUGACAAUAGUGUGUGCAUUAGCUUACAGAAAUCCAUUUUUGAUACCAUCAUUACCUGCACAGAAGAGAGCAGCAUGCCUUGCUCGAAAGAAGUUGGCAGCAGACACUUUCAGUGAUCAUAUGGCAUUACUUAGAGCAUUUCAAGCAUGGCAAAAAGGAAGAAGUGAUGGAUAUGAAAAAACAUUUUGUGAAAAAAAUUUUCUUUCUGCACCAACCAUGGAAAUUAUUGUAGGAAUGAGAACUCAACUUUUAGGCCAACUUAGAGCAUCUGGAUUUGUAAGAGCAAGAGGAGGAGGAGAUAUAAGGGAUUUAAAUUCUAACUCUGAAAAUUGGGCUGUUGUCAAAGCUGCCCUUUGUGCUGGAACGUAUCCAAACUUGAUACGUGUUGACCGUGAACGUCAGCAACUUAUAACCCAGUAAG
Molecule: messenger RNA, 3177 nt
Organism: Centruroides sculpturatus (bark scorpion)
Lineage: Eukaryota; Metazoa; Arthropoda; Arachnida; Scorpiones; Buthidae
Product: probable ATP-dependent RNA helicase YTHDC2
Exons: 20
Coding region: 144-3176 (1010 amino acids)
Cellular component (GO): intracellular anatomical structure
Molecular function (GO): RNA binding
Source: RefSeq, a predicted model, not a curated record